AUGGAUUCUGCAAUCCGCGCACUCGUAGAGGAAGCCUACGAAAACUUGCCCUCACUGCCCACGACCCCGCGUGUUCGCCUGACGCGCUCCCGUGCUGAACCGGGCACGACUAACCGCACUGAGCGAUACGUGCCCUGGCGUGAGUCUCAGAUUCCGGUUGAUUUGCGCAUUUUCUGGCGUUAUCGCGAUGGGCCCCAUCCGACGUUCGCCACCGAUGCAGAGGGCUGGAAGUUCCGUCAACUGGUUAGGCUCCAGCACGGAGCCUUCGUGAAUGCCUCGAGCUGGGCUAGGAAGGAACGACAACUAACGGGGGUGGGACGAUUCCACGAAUUGCGGUGCGUCAGGCGCGACGCUGCCCCGUUCUACAAACGAUACAGGGCGUACACGCAUGCUCUGGAAGUGCUCGUUACGCACGCUAUUGAGCCCGAUCCCACUAGCGAUGAGGAAGACGAAGACCAGAGCGAAGAGGAGAGCGGACAGGAGAGCGGACAGGGCAAUGCACAGGAGAGCGAAGAGCAGGGCGAAGACGAGGAGGACGAGGAGGACCCCUGA
Peniophora sp. CBMAI 1063 is the source of this 552-nucleotide messenger RNA. The record is from the annotation of a GenBank genome assembly. Lineage: Eukaryota; Fungi; Basidiomycota; Agaricomycetes; Russulales; Peniophoraceae.